CUAAAUUACUUAAUAUUGAAAAUUUGGUUCAUUUUGGAAGUGAUGGUGCAAGUACUAUGCUCAAUCAUCAAAAUAGAGUUGCUGCACGUCUUAAAAAAUAUAAUCCUUUUAUUACUGAGAAUCACUAUAAAGCACAUCAUUUAUAUCUUGCAGGUCAAGAUGCUGCUAAAAAAAUGGUACAAAAUACUUUAGAAGAACCUGAAUUAAUGAUAUUAAAUAUUGUAUCUACUCGAUGGCUGUCAUUUUUAAAUGUUAUUCAUAAUUUUUAUCAAAAUUUGGAGUCAAUUAAAGGAGCAUUAUUAGAUGAAGCAGCAAAUAAUAUGCAGGAAGCUAUUUUAUUAGCAGAUAUUGAUCAGACUUUUGAAAUCAUAACUAUGUUUUUG
Molecule: messenger RNA, 383 nt
Organism: Dentiscutata heterogama
Lineage: Eukaryota; Fungi; Glomeromycota; Glomeromycetes; Diversisporales; Gigasporaceae
Source: the annotation of a GenBank genome assembly